This is a messenger RNA of Maniola jurtina (meadow brown), 1191 nucleotides long. RefSeq names its product vacuolar-sorting protein SNF8 (gene lsn). Gene Ontology annotation, biological process: protein transport to vacuole involved in ubiquitin-dependent protein catabolic process via the multivesicular body sorting pathway. Lineage: Eukaryota; Metazoa; Arthropoda; Insecta; Lepidoptera; Nymphalidae. Gene Ontology annotation, cellular component: ESCRT II complex. Bases 144 to 896 code for a protein of 250 amino acids. The transcript is spliced from 5 exons. The record is from RefSeq and is a predicted model, not a curated record.
UCAUUUGUGAACAACAGUCAACAGGAACAAAAUAAAAUAUAUAAUUACAUAGCAAAGAGUAGAUAAGAAAUGAAAUAGAAGAAAACAAGUUAAAAAAUUAACACAAAGUUAAAAAUUUAAGAAUAAUUGAUUAAUUAACAAACAUGAGGCGUCGAGCAGGAGUUGGUGCGAUACAUAAGCAGCGGCUGGAACAAGAGAAAUACAGGGAAAAAGGAUCGGAGAUCCAGGAAAACCAAUUCCAGCAAAUGUCCAAACAACUGGAAGUUUUCAGAGAAAAUCUUGAAGAGUUUGCAACAAAACACAAGAGCGAGAUAAAGAAGAACGCACAGUUUCGACGCCAGUUUCAGGAGAUGUGUGCAGCUAUUGGUGUUGACCCUCUAGCUUCUGGAAAAGGGUUUUGGUCGGUGUUAGGCAUUGGCGACUUUUACUAUGAACUUGGCGUGCAAAUAGUAGAGGUGUGUUUGGCGACAAAUCACAAAAACGGUGGACUCAUCACAUUAGAGGAGUUAAGGACCAGGCUCAUAGCAGCGAGGGGCAAGGCCAAGAAACACCAGGACAUCACCAAUGAGGACCUGUUGGCUGCUGUGAAGAAACUUAGGAUAUUUGGAAAUGGGUUUACAGUAGUUCCAAUAGGUAAAGGGAAGUGGCUCGUCCAAUCAAUACCUGGCGAGUUGAACUUGGACCAAACAUUAGUAUUGCAAAAGACAAGCACAUUAGGCACAGCUUGGGUGUCCACAAGCAUUCUUAUUGACGAUUUGAACUGGAGUGAAACCAGGGCAGAAAACGCCCUGAACCACAUGGUGAAGGAAGGUCUCGCUUGGGUUGACACUCAGGACCGUAACGAAACCCUCUACUGGUUCCCGAGCAUGUUCUCCGAGUGUGUAGCCGCUUCAUGAAAAAAAAUAUUGUUGGUACUAUUUUGUUUAUAAUACAAGGUGUAAAGAGAAUGCUAGCAAAAACUUAGCGUUAUUAUUAUAUAUACUACCUAAACACAAUCCAAUGCCAGUAACCUUACUAAAUAAAUUGCCUUAUUUUUUCGUUUUAGUAUUUUUCAAAACCGCAAUGUAUAGCGUGCAAAAUUCGAAUCAUUGCCCUACCUGUGACACGGCAUUGACUCUGAGUGGAAUAUUUACGCUACGUUCGUUGACCUCUAGCGUCAGUCGGAGUUUUAUUUUUCAUAGCGUCAAUAGC